Molecule: messenger RNA, 1106 nt
Organism: Manihot esculenta (cassava)
Lineage: Eukaryota; Viridiplantae; Streptophyta; Magnoliopsida; Malpighiales; Euphorbiaceae
Exons: 3
Coding region: 123-1034 (303 amino acids)
Source: RefSeq, a predicted model, not a curated record
AAACAUACCAAAAGCAGAGAUGCCAUACAAUUCGAAAACCCCUCAUAAGUCCUCUCUCUCUCUCUCUCUCUCUCUCUGACCCUCUGUCACUUCCUUUCUUGGCAAUACCUCACUGUUUCAAUAUGCACGCUAAGACAGACUCUGAGGGAACCAGUGUUGACACCUCAUGGCCGCCGAGAUCACCACCGCGCAGACCGGUAUACUACGUCCAGAGCCCCUCAAACCACGACGUGGAGAAGAUGUCAUAUGGGUCUAGCCCAAUUGGUUCGCCAGCUCACCAUUACUACCAUUGUUCUCCUAUUCACCACUCUCGCGAGUCAUCCACGUCUCGCUUUUCUGCUUCUCUUAAGAACCCCAAAAGCCUCUCUGCUUGGAAGCACGUGCAGAUUAAUCAGGAUGAUGAUGAUGACGAUGAUGAAAUGGACGGGGAUGAUGGUGGCUCUGCUCGGAAUGUGAGAUUGUACCUGUGUGGGUUUUUGUUCUUCGUUUUGCUGUUCACCAUUUUCUGCUUGAUUUUGUGGGGUGCUAGUAAGGCCUACAAGCCUGAGAUCUUAGUUAAGAACAUUGUUUUCGAGAACUUUAAUGUACAAGCCGGAAGUGAUCAGACAGGAGUUCCAACAGACAUGCUUUCGUUAAAUUCUACGGUCAGGAUUCACUACAGAAAUCCCGCUACUUUUUUCGCCGUACACGUCACUUCUACUCCUCUGGAGCUUCACUAUUACCAGCUGAAGCUUGCCUCUGGACAGAUGAAGAAAUUUAGAGAGUCGAGGAAGAGCCAGAGGAGAGUAAUAACAGUGGUGCAAGCAUCUCAAAUUCCAUUGUAUGGAGGAGUGCCAGUGCUGGCGAUUGCGAAAGAUCACAUAGAAAAAGUAGCAGUGCCUCUGAACCUGACAUUUGUUGUGAGGUCAAGAGCUUACAUUUUGGGAAGAUUGGUGAAGUCCAAAUUCUAUAAGCGAAUAAGAUGCCCGCUUACUCUUCAUGGGAAUAAGCUUGGCAAGCCUAUCAAUUUGACUGAUUCAUGUGUUUAUUAUUGAAGAUGUCAUAUUUAUCGAGACUGGAUUUAUAUAGAUCCGUAGUAUAAAUAUAUAAAAUUUUAUUUGAAUUCA